CGCUCGCCCGCCCGCCUGCCUGCCUGCCCGCCCUCCUUUUCCUCCCUGGCAGCCUGCGGCAUUGCACUCAUUUCCGUGCUUGAAUUCUCCCCUCCCUCGCCCUCCCUCGCCCUCCCUCGCCCUUCCUCGCCCUCCAUCGCCCUCCCUCGGCUUGCUCGCUCCCCCUCGCCUCCCUUUCCCUGCCGGAUGUCUUCCAACCCGCCGGGUGGCGGCGGACCACCUCCCGCAUCUGGCAGCGGCGCCGGGCCCCCGGCCCCCGGAGGCCUGACCCUGCCGCCGUCGAUGCAGCACCCCCGCGGCCGGGCCUUCCCGGGGCCGCACCUGCACCCGGUGCCGCCGCAUUUUGGCCGGCACCAUCCGCCAUCCGGGCACAUGGCCGCCCCCUCGCCGCAAUUGCCGGCCAUUGUGAAGCUGCCCCCGCCGCAGGGGGCCGCCCCGCCUGGGGCCUUCCUGCCGCCGGUGCCCGGGGGCGCGCCGGUCCCGCUGGUGUCCCUGCCGGCCGGCCAGUCCGGCAUCGAGCUUCCCGCCCCGGGCGUGGGGCCGGCGAUCGAGCUCCCCCCGCCGGGCAUCGGGCCUGGCCCUCGGCCAGUCACGCCGGGGAUUUCCCUGCCGGUGGUGGCCGGCUUCGAUUCGACCGGAGCCGGCAGCGCCGCCGCUCCUUCCCAGGGCCCUCCGGUGACGGGGCCCCUCCCACCGCCGGGCAUGCCGGGCAUCCACCCGGGAGGGCUGCAGCUGCCCGGGCGCCCGGGGGCUUGGACCCUGCCGCCGGCCCCGGCGGACCCCGGGCCGCCGCCCAACUACGGCCCCAGCCACGGGCCAAGCAUGGUCGAUUACGGCCCACGGCCGGGGGCCGCGAUGGCCACCCCCGGGUCGCAUGAGCCCCCCAGUUCGGGAGUCACCUUCGUGGGGUCGUCUGCCUCGGCGUCGGCGGCCGCGGCGGCGGCCGUGCCCGCCAGCGCCCCGGCGCCUGGCACUUCGGCUGCCAUACCGCAGAUUGCCGUCGGGCCGCCCCAAUUGGCGGCGCACCUGGUCGCUCGCGAGGGGGGGCUUUCCAGCGCCGAUGCCCUGGCAUCCGGCGGCAUGGCGGCCUCGUCCGGGUCGCUGGCGGCCGGGCCCGGCGCCGCAGGCCGGCACCUUUUCCAGCAAUUUGCCCCGGACACGGGCCCCUCGGAUGCGUCGAUGUCCACCACGCGGGGCCUGCGCCUGGUGACCGAGCUCGAGACGCAGCUCCAUUCCGGGGUGAUCGCCGUCCAGACGACCGCCCUGUCGCGGCUGCCCGGGCUCCUGGCCACCUUCCCCCUGGCGGAGGUGGUCAACACGGCGGUCCUGCGCCUGGUGGACUUCUUUUGUGGCACGCGGUCGGUGGCCCUGCGCCAUGCGUGUCUCGGGGCCGUGCGCACCAUGGCCGCCACCGGCUUGCUGGGGCUCAUCCUCAACAUCGAGGAGGUGGUCACGUCGCUGACGCACGAAACUGCCUUCGGCAUGGAUCCCGCCGCGCGGGCCCUGACCAUCCGCAUGGUGUCCGAGAUGGCCAGUGUCCUGGCUGACCGGGUUGAAAUCCACAAUGUCCUUCGCGAGACACUGUCUUCGUCUUCGGAGUCCUCGACCACAUGUGACUUUCGUGUCUUCCAAGCCACCAUCAGUGCGGCCGACCGGGUGGCCGCCCUGUCGCCGGUCUUUGCCUCGAGUAUUCUCGAGAAAAUUGUCACUCUCCUCCAGGACCUUCGCCACCCGGCGAGCAUUCGUGUCUCCCUGAUUUGCCUGCUCAAACACAUGUGGCCCUCGGAGGCCGACACCGACCAGGCUGUCCAUCUGUGCUUUGCGGCGAUGCGCGCAUCGCGCUUCUCCUCGGCCCAGGACGUGUCGCUGCCACUGAUCGAGGCAUGCAUCGGGACUCUGUUGAGCCUGGUCCUCCGGCUGCCGGCGCGCCGCCCGGCCCUGUUCCAGGUCCUGACCGCCUGGGCUCAGACGCUGCUGCUGGGCCGGCGCCAGGCUGACAAGGCCCACCCCGCCGAGGACCUCCUGGCGGUCCCUCUGAGCACGGUGGACCUCCGCCAGGAGGGGCCGGCCAUUCUGCUGGGGCAUGUGCUGUCUGCAAUUCGUUCACUGGUCAGCCAGGGCCAGGAGCUCCCGGUGGAUGUGUGUCAGCAUAUGCUUGCGACACUCAUGCAGCGCGGCCCGGUGUCAGUCUGCGCGCCGAUCUGCCAGGUGCUGAUCGCGGCCAUCGAUACGGACCAGGACCGCCAUUUGGAGGCUGUCUUCGGCGAGCCCGAGCUCCUGGCCGCGGUGGUGGGACUGGCUUGCUUUGAUGAUCGCCAUGUGCCUGCCAUGCGUCUGCUGGUGGUGGCCAUCUUCCGCCGAUAUCACCUCCCGGGCGAUGCGGCCUCUCUGGCGACACUGGACAGCUUGGCAGACAAGCUUCUCGCCUCGUUGCGAGCCCACAUGUCCCCGGCUGAUGAGGGCCGCGAGGCGGUAGCGGACUUGAUGAUCGCCUCGGAGACGGUCGAUGCAUUGGAGUUGCUGGGUCGGGCCGAGCCGCGCGCAGUCCUGGGCGCCCUGGUCGAUGGGACCAGCCUCAUCGUCAUCCAUCUGACUGUGGCCUCCGUGCUCUUUGAUCGGCUCGAGGACAACACGACGUCCCGCGCCAAGAUGGCCAUCCUCCUUCAGCUGCAACACUGCCUUGCAGCGUGCCUGGGCUCGGUGGAGACGCUCCCACUGGACUUGGCCCCGGCCAACCCGACGCUCGGCCCGAGCACCAUGGCACUGGAUCUGAUGGAUCGCCUGUUGGAGUUUUCCCUUGCGCAGCCGGUCCCUGCCGGAGGCCUGAGUGCACUGUCCGGCGCCAGCCGGUGCAUCGAGCUGCUAGCCACCCUUGUGCUGGUUCUUGGGCGCUUCCCCGGGCUGUAUGGACCCGCGGAGGAGGCGCGCCUGCUGGCCGUGGCCGGGCGGCUGUCCAGCGGGGACACGGCCCUGGCCAGUGGUCUGGCCAUGGGGACGGAGGCGGAGGAGGCGAGCGCCCCGGGGGGUGGCAGCACGCGCGUUGUCUCCCCGCAGGUGGUUUUCCAGGCGCCAGGCCUGGCCUUCCUGUUGUGCACGGUCGAGCGCAUCGCCGGGUUCUGCCUGCGCACCGGUCGGGCGGCGCCACUGGCGCUGCGUUUCUUGGCCGCCCUACCGACCAUCGACUUUUCGCAUGGGCUCCUGCACCGGGGGCCGGCCUCGUCGUCGGACAUGGACAGCCGGCGGCCAGCUGGCCUGACCGGGUCGCACAUUCAGACAGCCGCCCCUUCGGAGGUGCAGCAACUCUCUCGCCGCCUUCUGGUCCUGCUCGCGGGCAUUGCGGCCACAGCACUGCGUGCACUCGCCGAUGAGGAUGCCGGUCUGGCAAAUGUCCCCUUCGGGCUGGUCCUGAGAGCGCACGACGAUGCCCUGGUUCUGGCCCGGACGCUACAGCGGUUUGACCAGCUGGGCGGCCGAGCCGCCUCGCUGGAGGAGGACUUCUCCCCCUCCAUUCGCUCGCAUUAUCGCUUCCUCUGCAACUUCCUCCUGCUUCAGUCCCGUACUUUCGCCUGCCUGCGUCAACUGCAGCAGCUAGCCUCGCUGGCCGACAGCGUUGAUGUCGACCGGCUGCACGCGGUGCAGGCCGAGCAGCUGGCCGCGCACCUGGCCCUGCUCUCGGAGGGCCACCUGAAGCUCAUCCGCCUUCACUUCGAUCUGGAUUCCUUCACGCAGGCAGAGCUUCACCGCCGCUCGAUCCUUUUGCACAUCCUGUCGAAGGCCAUUCGCAGCCGCGACCCGGAUAGCCUUUGCCUGCGGUCGGCACUCGGGCUCCUGGGCCAGCCACUGUCACAAGCCCCCCCGCCGAUGGAGGAGCCGGAUGCCACCAUGAGUGAUGCCUCAAACGCGGAUGGGGAUUUCGACUUUGCCUUUGGCUCGGACGCCACGGGCGGGCUGGAUGGUUUGCUAUCCCUGGCGGGAUGCGGGGGCUCCCCCUCGAUGGAGGACGCCCCUGCUCCGCGGGUGCCGAUGCAGCAUGUGGCCGCAUUUGCACGGGCACUCCUGUUGCACAGCCCGCUCGGCCUGCCGGCGUAUGUCCUGCAGCUGCUGAGCUCGGAAUUGUCCGGUGGCCUGUCCGGCCGCGCGGGCGACUCGACGCAGUGCUUGCUCCGGGUGCUUCCGACGUGCCAUGCGACCGCACCGGCCUCGCCGGCCUCCCCGGACGCCGGGACAAUGGCGCCGAUGGAGAUCCACAUGCCGGAGGACUCGCAGCUGGUCCUCAAUGUGGCCAUCCAGGUGACCCCGCCAUCUCGCCGGGACUCGGCCACCCUGGAGCGCAUCCUCUGCCGGCACCUGGCCCUCGAUGCCGGGGCCCAGGGCGCCGGGCGCGAGGGGCCUCGGCUGGGCAUUGACUCCUUCGAGAGCUGGUCGGGGGCCUCCUCGAGCGCCGCACUCGGCACCCUGGUGUCGGAUGUCGGGGCGUCCCCGGGGAGGGGCCUCCCCGUGGCGGGUUCGGCCGCCGGUCCGCCGGUGGCGGCUCUGGUGUGGUGUGUGCCGCUGAGUGGGGACCUGGCCGCGACCGAUGGGCGUGAUUUGGGCGACCCGCACUUCCGGGCCCCGGGUCCUGGCGGGCCCGGGCCGGCGGACAUCGACCUUGUGGACUUGUUCUCGGCAUCCGGCCGCAUGGCGCGGGUUGUUCCCCUGGCCGGAUCGAGCGCGCACGCCACCGACAGUCGGCCUCUGGACCUGGCCACCUCGGACGAGCUCCCCCCGGUGGCGGGGGUCUCUUCCGGCUCGGCGGCCCGCCCGGUGCUGAGCCUGGCCGGCGGCCAGCCAAGCAGCCCGGCCAGCCAGACGGCCCUGCGUGGCACGCGCUUUGCCCAGGCCUCGUUCACUUUCGCCCGGGGGGACCUGUUUGUCGGGGGCGCCGAUGCCCUGCCGCCCGUCGAGUCGGCGGACCUGCCACUUCUCCUGGACCCGGCUGCGCAAUCCCGGCGCCGCGCGCGGCAUGAGCCCUCGCCGGCGUCCGCCUCCUCGCCGGCGACCGUGGUCAGCCUCUUCGAUCCCGGGCGCCGGCGGCGGCUGCUGGUGUCCGCCCUGUUGGUGGACCCGGCCGGCCGGACCUGGUUCUCCGGGUCCUACCAGCUGGUGGACAUUGUAUCCCACAAUUAGACACAUCACGUGGCUCGAUCUGCCGCUGGACCUUCCUG
Fonticula alba is the source of this 5204-nucleotide messenger RNA. RefSeq lists its product as hypothetical. The record is from RefSeq and is a predicted model, not a curated record. Gene Ontology annotation, biological process: snRNA 3'-end processing. The transcript has 12 exons. Bases 187 to 5166 code for a protein of 1659 amino acids. NCBI's taxonomy places the organism in Eukaryota, Rotosphaerida, Fonticulaceae. Gene Ontology annotation, cellular component: integrator complex.